Sceloporus undulatus (fence lizard) is the source of this 1784-nucleotide messenger RNA. It is a transcript of the gene VIM, whose product is annotated as vimentin. Gene Ontology annotation, biological process: intermediate filament organization. Gene Ontology annotation, molecular function: structural constituent of cytoskeleton. Gene Ontology annotation, cellular component: plasma membrane; cytoplasm; axon. Lineage: Eukaryota; Metazoa; Chordata; Lepidosauria; Squamata; Phrynosomatidae. The transcript has 9 exons. The record is from RefSeq and is a predicted model, not a curated record. The coding region runs from base 79 to 1476 and encodes 465 amino acids.
CGCCGAGCGCUCUUUCGCGCCUCUCCUCCUCCUCUUCUUUUCCUCUUUGCGCGCCUACAUUUUGGGGGGAUUACAGCCAUGAGUACCACCACCAGCAGCCGCAACUCCUCGUAUCGGCGCAUGUUCGGAGGCAGCAGCCGUCCCAGCACGGGCAGCACCCGCUAUGUCACCACUUCGUCCAGCCGCUACUCCCUGGGCAGCGCCCUCCGGCCCAGCAGCGUCCGCUUGGUCUCGGCUUCCUCGCCCGGAGGAGGCAUCUACUCCUCCAAGUCGGUGAGGCUCCGCUCCAGCUUGCCCCCGAUGCGGCUCCUGGGGGGAGAGGCCGCCGGGGUGGACUUCUCCUUGGCCGACGCCAUCAACACGGAGUUCAAGGCCAACCGGACCAACGAGAAAGCCGAGCUGCAGGAGCUCAACGACCGCUUCGCCAACUACAUCGACAAGGUGCGCUUCCUGGAGCAGCAGAACAAGAUCCUGCUGGCCGAGCUGGAGCAGCUGAAGGGCAAGGGCACCUCCCGCCUGGGCGACCUCUACGAGGAGGAGAUGCGCGAGCUCCGGAGGCAGGUGGACCAGCUCACCAACGACAAGGCCCGCGUCGAGGUCGAGAGGGACAACCUGGCCGACGACAUCCUCCGCCUCCGCGAGAAACUUCAAGAUGAGAUGCUUCAGAGAGAAGAAGCUGAAAACUCUUUGCAAUCUUUUAGACAGGAUGUUGACAAUGCCUCCUUGGCCCGCCUGGAUCUUGAACGCAAAGUUGAAUCCCUGCAAGAAGAGAUUGUCUUCCUGAAGAAACUUCAUGAUGAGGAAAUUCGUGAGCUGCAGGCCCAAAUUCAAGAUCAGCAUAUCCAGAUUGAUAUGGAUGUUGCCAAGCCUGAUCUCACUGCUGCCCUGCGUGAUGUCCGCCAACAGUAUGAAAGCGUUGCUACCAAGAACCUUCAAGAAGCUGAAGAGUGGUACAAGUCCAAAUUUGCAGAUCUGUCUGAAGCAGCAAGCAGGAAUAAUGAUGCCUUGCGUCAAGCCAAACAAGAAGCUAAUGAAUACCGCAGGCAAAUCCAGUCUCUCACCUGUGAAGUGGAUGCACUUAAAGGAUCUAAUGAAUCCCUGGAACGCCAGAUGCGUGAAAUGGAAGAUAACUUUGCCCUUGAAGCUGCUAACUACCAAGACACUAUUAAUCGUCUCCAGGACGAAAUUCAGAACAUGAAGGAAGAAAUGGCUCGCCAUCUUCGCGAGUACCAAGAAUUGCUGAAUGUAAAGAUGGCUCUUGAUAUUGAGAUUGCCACUUACAGGAAACUGCUGGAAGGAGAAGAGAGCAGAAUUUCUGUGCCUAUUCCAACUUUUGCUUCCCUGAAUCUGAGGGAAACAAACCUUGAGUCCAUCCCAGUGGAUACCCACUCAAAGAGAACACUCCUUAUCAAGACUGUUGAAACUAGAGAUGGACAAGUUAUCAAUGAAACUUCUCACCAUGAUGAUCUGGAGUGAAGAAAGAAUAGCACAUCUUGAAAUUAAACUCUUACCAGCAAGACUAAAAAGAGAAACAGCUUUCAAGUGCCUUUCUGCAGUUUUUCCAAGAGCGCAAGGUGGUUAUGCUAGAGGAACUAGGUCUUAGAUCUUGCAAACUGACUCUCUCAAUGGAUUUAGAAGAGCUUACAAAAAGGGAGUCUAGUUAAGAUAACAAUAUAUUGGGCUGCAAUACUGGUUUUUUUAAGUUUUUGAAUUGAAUAAAAUGGCUUUUUUUCAGCACAGUAUGAGCAACCCUUCACUGCUUCAAUAAACAUUUGGGAAACAGC